This is a messenger RNA of Symbiodinium sp. CCMP2592, 2928 nucleotides long. The record is from the annotation of a GenBank genome assembly. NCBI's taxonomy places the organism in Eukaryota, Dinophyceae, Suessiales, Symbiodiniaceae.
GUGAGAACGCUUGUGAGAGACAAGUGGGUUGCCUCCUACCUUGCCGAGCAUGGACGUGGGGGUCAGGAUGCACGUGCUGCGGCCAAACGAGAGUUCACCUCAGCCGCCAACAAGCGUCAGAUGCUGAGUUCCAUGCUGGAGUCUGGGCAGGUACCACCCCGGCUUCAUGCAGCAGCCACCCGUCUAAUCAUGGCUUGGACAUCUGAGACGCCCCUCCGCGGCCCACAUGAGGUGGAGGAGGAUGUCAUGAGUUCGUACCGUGGCAGUGGGACUAUGUUUCGGUAUUCAGGGUCGUGGAGCCGUGUGGACGAUGCCGCAAUGUCGGCGGUGCUGGUUGCGAAGGGUCACAAUGGCAUUUCUGAGGUAUGCAGUCGCCUCAAGUGUCACCCCUAUGUGCAAGGAUUGUGGGACGAGUGCUCGGCCUUCAGGCAGCAGCUGGUGUCAAGCACACCUAUCACGCGCUGGACUGCAGCCAUGGAGCUACAUGUGGAAGCUUCGCUUGCGGCCAACCCUCCCAUUCCAUCGGUACACAUACAUUUUAUGUUUGAUGCCAUUGGCAAGACCAUCUCAUUUCGAAAUGAGCCUGGAUUGAAGUUUCGCAACUCGCAGCCGUACAGGUCGCUUGCAGCACCAGUCGCCCGCGGACGGGCUUGCAAACGAGCCUAUGAUCAGGGGCACUUUUACUUGACUCCGCUCAAGACAGGUGCCAUACUCCAUGCCACAAAUGCACCACCGUUCAAGUCCUAUGCAGUGUCUCCAGAAUGGAUCACAAGCAUGUGGCAAGGGGAUAAAUUGUCUCCGGAAUCGGCCAAGGAACUCUAUCUCAAGUGCAAAAAGCACGUCAAACAGUAUUGUGACAAUGUCACAUCACAGGUCCAGAUGACCCAGCAGAGCAACUUGCAGGAACGCCAGGCUGCAGCACAGGCAGCCUUGCUCCGCAUGCAUCGUCCUCGGGUGUAUCUGGAACCAGUGGAACAAGAGUUCUUGCCUCAAUUCCAGGUGGAUGCUUUCAGACGACGCUUCUUGGUGCUGGACGGACCCACGAAGCUCGGCAAGACGACCUCCAGCCUUGCAGGACCCGAACACACUCUGGAGUUGAAUUGUGCAUCGUCCAUGGAACCCAAUUUGCGGGACUUCAACAAUGAUGUUCAUCGCGCGAUCGUGUUUGAUGAGGCAUCUUGUGCCAUGGUUCUCCGGCACAAGAAGCUUUUCCAGGGUGGUGUGCAACCACUGGAACUGGCCAGCUCCAACACGAAUUGCUGGAAGGCUGGAGGGCUGAGGGGUGGAAGGCUGGAACUGGAGCGCUGGAAGGUGGAGGCUGGCUAUGCGAUUGAUUGCUUGUGCUGCAUCAUGCAGUUUUCCACAGACACUAGUUGCAUGUCUUCGAAGAAAGAUUUCUUCGUUGUCACGGACGAGAAGAUGGAAGAGGCAGACGCAGAAGACAAGAAACGCUAUGUAGAAGAGCUGUACCUCAAAACAAGCUUGGAAGACAUAGCAUCGCUGCAGGAUCCUUCUGGUUCGCGGCAGGGCAUUUACAAGACUGCACAGCGUUGGAUUGCCAGACGAAGAACCAGAAACUUCGUGUGCAAUAUGAAUGCGAUUGGCGUGGCUCCAAGUUCAGAGCAAGUUGCAGAAGAAUAUCGCAAACAAAGUGCGUCCUCUGUACCAACUACCGAUGCCCGUGGAUUACGAGCCUGGAGCAGUCGCUUCCGUCGCAGUUUUGCCUUCCGGCUGGGCAAGAUGAAAGCGGCCAAGCCAGUGGAAGAUGUUUGUGCAAAGGCCGUGCUCUUCUUGCGCCACGCUGCUUGGUUGGAACGCUCCAGCGCGAAGCAGCCAGUCUACAUCAAUAUAGAUGAAACGGCUUUAGCCUAUUCGUUCCAUGCUGUUGCAUGUCUUCGAAGAAAGAUUUCUUCGUUGUCACGGACGAGAAGAGCCGAGAAGCAGCGGGAAGCCAACAUGGGCUUGAAUCCCCGUCAAGUGUUUGUCUUAUUGGCGAUUUAUGUACUUACUGGUGACCCAGCGGUGGCUCUCGAGUAUAUCAGCGCGAAGGCUGCGCGUGAAAGGAUGGAAGAGGCAGACGCAGAAGACAAGAAACGAUAUGUAGAAGAGCUGUACCUCAAAACAAGCUUGGAAGACAUAGCAUCGCUGCAGGAUCCUUCUGGUUCGCGGCAGGGCAUUUACAAGACUGCACAGCGUUGGAUUGCCAGACGAAGAACCAAGCCAGUGGAAGAUGUUUGUGCAAAGGCCGUGCUCUUCUGGCGCCACGCUGCUUGGUUGGAACGCUCCAGCGCGAAGCAGCCAGUCUACAUCAAUAUAGAUGAAACGGCUUUAGCCUAUUCGUUCCAUGCUGCGCCUGGCCUGAUACAGCGGAAAUUCCACGCAGAGGUUCAAAUUAGACCUCAAGACGCACGUGGGUGCAUCACCCACGUCGCUCUCGAUUCCUCAUGGAAUUCAGCACGACAUAUGGUCUCCUUGCUAACUCUCUUGGGUCAGCUCUUUCGCAUCCGCGUCCCGCAAUAUCAGGCCAUUGUUGUCUUCGACGCGGCCUCGUGCCAUCUUUCUCCGGGCGUCAUAAGAGAAGGACGCCUCCAGGGGUUAUUCAUGCUGCCGGUGCCCCCAGGCAUGACGUCCUACCUGCAGCCUUUAGAUUUAUGGUGUUUUGGACCAUAUAAGAAAUGGUUGGAGCGCGAAAACCGCCAGCAGCGAAUUUGCCAAAAUGGGCUCGCCUUUGCACAGGCAGGCCUUCCCACAUCCGAGCAAAGGUUGCAUGGCAAGCUUGCCUCGCUGUUCCCGGAGGGAAUUCCCUGUCUGGAGCAAGCUUUGUCUCCAGAUGAAUUUGCACAGUUGUUGCCUAAAAGGCACGACUUGACCCGGACUUUUUCUGACUGGGUGGGCGGUCCCCGGCGAGAGGUGCCGGUGCUUUCCUAA